Molecule: messenger RNA, 918 nt
Organism: Theileria parva strain Muguga
Lineage: Eukaryota; Apicomplexa; Aconoidasida; Piroplasmida; Theileriidae
Exons: 5
Coding region: 67-801 (244 amino acids)
Source: RefSeq, a predicted model, not a curated record
CACAUUUUAAUCUAGUUGGUAUGAAUCAACAUAUUUUUUUAAUAUUUAAGGAAAUUUUAUUUUAUAAUGACUAUUGUAAACAAGUUUUUAGGACUUUCUUUGAGAGGAGAUUAUCUAUCAUAUUCGUUAAUAUUUAACAAUUCUCUCCACAAUUUAGGCUCAAUUGACAUUAAAUCCUCUUCUUCAGACCAUUUUUCUAAAAUUAACUCAGUUUUAUCAAUUAUCAAGUCCGAAGUCGAUAAAGAAGAUUCCACUUCUCUGGAUUCUACCAACAAUAGUAGCUGGAAUGUCGGAAUUUAUCACGAUCCAGUCCCAAAUAAACAUAAUUUUGACCAGAAUAAGUUCUACAAAUUCUGUAGGCUCAAGACCAUUAUAGAAUGUUCUUGUUGUUCUACUCUAAGUACUUCUCCGCUUACCAUUGAAACGUCUGAGCUCUGUAAAACUAUCGCAAAGGUAUCAAAUUCUAAAAUUUCUGACAUUGAUGGAGUUGUAAAUUAUGCUUCAUCAGUUUUAUCAAAGUUUAUCACUUCUCCUUUAACAACGCAGUUUAACGGUAUUGCCACUUCGUGGGCUACUGCAUUGUCAUUAAAGAGGAGGCACAGUCUUGAUUCUCUCGUUUUAUCUGAAAAUGAUACUUUGAAAAUCCAAGCCAGACUCAAAAAUGACAAAGUUGUCAAUGAUCUAAUAACUAAUAUUGAACAAACUAAAAAUGACAAAAGUCGUUUAAAAAAUGCACUUGAGAGGAGAGUUCACAAGCUAGUACAGGACUAUGUGGAGAAUAUAGUCCAGUUCGUUGAAUGACUGGAUAAAUCAGUUUCCGUACUUUUUCUUCCUUACGAAGUCGUCCUUUAUAGUCGCUUUAAAUGAUAUAAUGUUAACCUUACUGUCCUUCAUCAGGAUGUCAGUAUGUACAAUAAA